This is a messenger RNA of Paramisgurnus dabryanus, 694 nucleotides long. It is a transcript of the gene tmem256, whose product is annotated as transmembrane protein 256. NCBI's taxonomy places the organism in Eukaryota, Metazoa, Chordata, Actinopteri, Cypriniformes, Cobitidae. Gene Ontology annotation, cellular component: membrane. The record is from RefSeq and is a predicted model, not a curated record.
CUUCCUGUUAGAUCCGUAAUGACAGCAGUUUCCUGCAGGCUGCUUUCAGUUCAUCACUGUGCUUGUCUGGAGUCAUGAGCGCCUCUUCGCUGGUUCAGAGGUUAGCAGGCAUUUCUGGAGCUCUUGCAGUCGCUGCAGGUGCAUAUGGAGCGCACGGCUUCAGACGCAGUGAAGCGAGUGAUUACCAGAAAGAGUUGUAUGAUACAGCAAACAAGUACCAUAUCUAUCACAGUUUGGCGUUGAUAGGAGCUGCUCGGUGCAGAAAACCUGCUCUGGCAGGUGCAAUUCUCAUUGCCGGCAUGGGCUGCUUCUGUGGUCCUUUGUACCACCAGGCUUUAACAAAUGACCCCAGCUUCAGUAAGCUGGCACCCAUCGGGGGAACACUACUCAUUGUUGGCUGGGCUGCAAUGGCUCUUUGAACUUUAACAUCUUCAUCUGACAGUCCGUGACUUUUUGACUCCAGCAUUUUCAGAAAAGUUUGUCAUUUAAACCAUAAAAGAAGAGAUUUGGAGCGGCUAAAGGAGGGAAGGGUGGAGAAAUCCACUGCUUAUCUAAACUUUUCUUAAUCAUGUCUGGAAAGUAAUGAUAAGGCUUUGGGAUCAAAUAUCUUUUUUUUCACAUUGUGAGUGAAAGUGAGUGUGUAUGUACAUACUUUUUCUUUUUUUUGAAAAAAUAAAGCUGUCUUAGAUGUUGA